AGGGCGCAUCGCGACGUCAAAUUGUCUUCCUCUACACAUUGUGAAUUGUGACCGAGACGAGAUUCUCUUCCUCCCGUCGCCGUCGCUGCCGCCGCCGCCGCCGCCGUCGCCGUCUUUUGUCACCGCGAUGCCUCGGUAUUAUUGCGAUUACUGCGACACUUAUCUGACCCAUGACUCGCCAUCUGUCCGUAAGCAACACAAUGCUGGAUAUAAACACAAGGCAAAUGUUCGUAACUACUAUCAGCAAUUCGAGGAGCAGCAAACUCAAAGUUUGAUUGAUCAAAGGAUCAAGGAACACCUAGGACAAGCCGCAGCGUUCCAAGUUGGCGCUCCUUUCAACCAACAUCUUCUUCAAUAUCCAGGAAAUAUGUCCCGUCCCCGUCUUCCAAUUCUGCCCACACCCAUGAUGCAACAUGGUUAUCCUCAACAUCAACAACCUGGUGGGCCGUUUGCAAGGCCUCCUAUUUUACCAGUUCCUGGCGCUCCAGGUUAUCCUGGUGCUCCAACCAUGCCACUGCCCGGGGCCCCUCCUGGUUCAAUGCCUAUGCAGGUGGCACCUCUCCCAAGGCCUCAGACACUACCACCUCCAACAUCUGGGGCCCCAGGUGCACCCAUGUCCAACAACGCAUCACCUCCAGGCCCUCCACCGAUGUAUCAACCACCAACUGCAGGCUCAACUUCUGUCGCUCCGCCCCUGGCCCCAGCGCCCCCUCCACAGGCUGCAUUCUCCUAUGCACAAUCGAACGAAGGCAACCACUGAUCUGUUCCUUGGCGUUUAUUGUAUGAAAUUUGAAGAACAACCAUAACUUGGAAGUUGAUGCUUCUUGCCUGUCUGUCUUUUGAAUUUUAGAGGGCGGUCUGUCUGUUGAAAUUUGGAGAAUUGUUAAGAACGGCUUCCUGCAGCUGUAUUUCUUGUAUUUUAGGUGGUGUAACCUUUUACUUCUUAAUCCAUCAAGUUCGUAUUA
Molecule: messenger RNA, 965 nt
Organism: Hordeum vulgare subsp. vulgare (domesticated barley)
Lineage: Eukaryota; Viridiplantae; Streptophyta; Magnoliopsida; Poales; Poaceae
Product: U1 small nuclear ribonucleoprotein C-1-like
Exons: 5
Coding region: 128-760 (210 amino acids)
Biological process (GO): mRNA 5'-splice site recognition; spliceosomal snRNP assembly; mRNA splicing, via spliceosome
Cellular component (GO): nucleus; U1 snRNP
Molecular function (GO): zinc ion binding; pre-mRNA 5'-splice site binding
Source: RefSeq, a predicted model, not a curated record